Fusarium pseudograminearum CS3096 is the source of this 918-nucleotide messenger RNA. RefSeq lists its product as uncharacterized. The record is from RefSeq and is a predicted model, not a curated record. Gene Ontology annotation, cellular component: cytosol; HAUS complex. The transcript has a single exon. Gene Ontology annotation, biological process: spindle assembly. NCBI's taxonomy places the organism in Eukaryota, Fungi, Ascomycota, Sordariomycetes, Hypocreales, Nectriaceae. Bases 1 to 918 code for a protein of 305 amino acids.
AUGGCGCAUCAUCGCCUCCUCAGUGAAGACUCGGCCAUCUUCUCGCCUUCAGUCGCCCGCAUCGCUGCCUCCACCGCCCGCGACUGGUCAUAUAUCGACGCCUGGCUCUCUUCCAAAUUCCACCCUCGCCCAGCCCCUUCUUUCGAGCGCAAUAAUGACACACUCAAGGCCCUCCUCGCCCUUGCAUCUGCCAAUGAAGCUGCCGAUGAGGAGCGUAAUUUGGUCGCAAAAGCCGAAGCUGCUGCUUUGCAGGAGCUCACCGACUCCGAAGCCAAUGCUGAGAACAAGAGCCGACCGCUGAGAGGAGGCUUGAUUGAAGCUGUGCAGCAUAACUUGCCUGCUGAUGGACACACUGCUCUUGAUACCAUGGCAGAUGUAGCCCUUCAGUUCGGUGUCGCUUUUCCAGAGCCCGAAAUGUUGGGUCAACGCAUGAUUCAACUGCAAUCGAGCAUACAUGAUGCCGAACAAAUGAAAGCUCGUGUCGAGGCUCUGCAUAAGCACAUUGACGAUGAAGCAGCCCGUAUAGAUGAAAUACUCGAGAAUCUAAAAAGCGAAGAAUAUCAACCUCCAGCACAUCUAGCCAAACAAAACCUUGAAAUGCAACGCAAGAUCAAGGCGUUGUCGACCAAACUGCCUGAGCUUCAAGACAAAGUUGCUUCGCUUGCUGCAUCUUCCAAUUCUUCUCAUCCUACUGUUGCCGACCUCGCUCGUGAUGAGCAAGAAUACUUGUCCGUUGUGGCACGGAAGAAGGAGCUUGACCUCCAGUUGGCCUCCUUCCAGGGGCUACCAAGCAACCCAGAUAUGGCGAGAGCAGAGCUAGAGGGGCUCCAACAGGAGCUUCGUUCCAUAGAAUCGCAGCGUGAUGCUGUCUUCGAAGGUUUAGUGGAACGUGAGAGUCCGGUUAAGCGACGACGCUGA